UGCGGAGCUACCUGACCGGAAAACAAGCGCGCCGAGCAGAGCGGAGCGGAGCGGAGGCAGGCAGAGAGAGAGGAAAGAUGGCAGCCGCGGCAGUGGCUGAGUUUCAGAGAGCACAGUCUCUUCUUGGAACAGACCGGAACGCCUCUAUCGAUAUCUUACACUCAAUAGUGAAGCGGGACAUCCAGGAGAGUGAUGAGGAGGCGGUGCGUGUUAAAGAGCAGAGCAUCCUGGAGCUGGGUGGGCUGCUGGCCAAGACCGGACAGGCUGCAGAGCUCGGAGGUCUGCUGAAGUAUGUACGGCCCUUCCUCAACUCCAUCUCCAAGGCCAAGGCAGCCCGGCUGGUCCGCUCCUUGCUGGACCUGUUCCUGGACAUGGAGGCCGCCACGGGUCAGGAGGUCGAGCUCUGUCUGGAGUGCAUAGAGUGGGCCAAGGCCGAGAAGAGGACCUUCCUCAGACAGGCACUAGAGGCUCGUCUCAUCUCACUGUAUUUUGACACAAAGUGCUACCAGGAAGCUCUACAACUCGGCUCGCAGUUGCUGCAGGAGCUAAAGAAGAUGGACGACAAGGCCCUGCUGGUGGAGGUUCAGCUGCUGGAGAGCAAGACGUACCACGCGCUCAGUAACCUGCCCAAGGCUCGCGCCGCCCUCACAUCUGCCAGGACGACCGCCAACGCCAUCUACUGCCCCCCUAAACUACAAGCAGCUUUAGACAUGCAGUCUGGGAUCAUUCACGCAGCGGAGGAGAAAGACUGGAAGACAGCGUACUCCUACUUCUACGAGGCCUUUGAGGGCUACGACUCCAUUGACAGCCCCCGAGCCAUCACAGCCCUCAAAUACAUGCUGCUCUGCAAAAUCAUGCUCAACUUGCCAGAGGAUGUUCAGGCUCUAAUAAGUGGCAAGCUAGCUCUGCGGUAUGCCGGCAGACAGACAGACUCACUGAAAUGUGUGGCACAAGCCAGCAAGAACCGGUCGCUGGCAGACUUUGAAAAGGCACUAACAGAGUACAAAGCUGAGCUGAGGGAUGACCCCAUCAUCAGCACCCACCUGACCAAACUGUAUGACAACCUGCUGGAGCAGAACCUCAUCAGGGUCAUCGAACCUUUCUCCAGGGUCCAGAUAGCACACAUUUCCUCCCUCAUCAAACUCCCCAAGGGAGACGUGGAGAGGAAAUUAUCACAGAUGAUUCUAGACAAGAAGUUUCAUGGUAUUUUGGACCAAGGCGAAGGCGUGCUGAUUGUGUUUGACGAGCCGGUGGUGGACAAGACUUAUGAGGCGGCCCUGGAGACCAUCCAGAACAUGAGCAAAGUGGUCGACUCGCUCUACAACAAAGCCAAGAAGCUAACAUAAGGGAGAGCCAAACCAUCGGUCCUCCUUGUUCCGGAGUGACGUGGGCCAGUCAAGACCUCCGUUGAUUUAUCACUUCAACCCAGGAGGGACGAGGGGAGGAGGAGGAGGAGGAGGAGGAGGAGAUUACAAACAUUUUAACAACCCAGCAAGCAAACAAACAGACAAACCAGCCGACCACCUGAAGACGACCUCGACAGAACCAACAAACUGAGCGGGUGGAGGGCACCGCUCCUCCUGGUCCCCCUUCAGCCCCACCUCCCCCACCACCACCACCACCCUGCGCUCUCCUCCCAUCCCUCUCUACCUUCCAACCUGACCGGGUUGAUCUGACACAGCGUGCUCCUCCCUAUGGACAAAUCCAGGCACUGUGCCCCCUCCUCUCUCCUCCACCACUGGUUUAUGUAAAAUUGGACAAGCCCCGCCCUGCCCCCCCCAUUACCCCCCCUGUUUCUCUCUGCACUGGCCAUCAGGGAAUCUUGUAAUAUACCAAUAAAAAUACAUAUACAGUACUUAUACAUACAUGUAUUAUAUAUAAAAAAAAAAAUGGUGGGUCUGUUCUCAGAGUGUAACGGUGGGGGGGGGUUAACGUGGGUUGGUUGGUCUGUCCCCCCCCCCCUCGCCGGACCCUAAAUCUGAAUGUUUGAAUCUGUCCAUUUUUCUGCGGUUUUGAAGAAUCACAUGACAUCACCUGACCCCGCCCCCUCCAGUCUCCUCACCUCCUCACUACGACCAUCACCUCCCCUCCUUCAUUCACAAGGCAUUCUGGGAUUUGUGGACCACACAGGGAACGCGCUGUCAUGUCCACUCGGGACCACGCCACAGAGGACCUCCAUCACCACAGUGAAGGAGGGGGUCUCUUAAAGUCCAACUUCCUCUGCCCUGCAGCUCCUACUUCCUGUUUGUAUAUAACAUUGCCAAGCGCCUCUGUUCAUCUAAGGCCCAACGUAUUCACUCUGUCCUCCCCCACCCCACCCUUUUUUUAUAACACGUAAGAACAGAAUCGACCUCACCGCCACUGAGAGCUUGGUCAGUCACACAAAGUGCUUUUGACGCUCCGACACGUGACUGGAGAGGGAACUCUGCGUUCUGAGACGCAACGAUUUGUCCGUGCAGAAAGAGAGGGCGCGUUUCGCUGAAGAAAAUCAAGCUGUACAUUUCUGGGAACUUCAUUUUGCAAGGACUCGAGGGUUUACCAUAUAUGACAUAGAGAAAGACAAACGCUAAUAAAAAAAUGAAACCUG
Larimichthys crocea (large yellow croaker) is the source of this 2587-nucleotide messenger RNA. Its product is annotated as 26S proteasome non-ATPase regulatory subunit 11A. NCBI's taxonomy places the organism in Eukaryota, Metazoa, Chordata, Actinopteri, Sciaenidae. The record is from RefSeq and is a predicted model, not a curated record. The transcript has 13 exons. Gene Ontology annotation, molecular function: protein binding. The coding region runs from base 78 to 1346 and encodes 422 amino acids.